This is a messenger RNA of Dentiscutata heterogama, 196 nucleotides long. The record is from the annotation of a GenBank genome assembly. NCBI's taxonomy places the organism in Eukaryota, Fungi, Glomeromycota, Glomeromycetes, Diversisporales, Gigasporaceae.
AUGCCUGGCACUGUUGGAAAAAUGCUGGGCACUAAUACUACUUGUGCCAGUGCUCAUAUAAGGCCUAUUUGUAUUGGUAACAAAUUUCCAGGGUUAAUUAAUGUAAUAUUUCAAUAUCUCGAAUCAAUGAACAUUGUUAUUGAAACAAGAUAUUAUUUGGGAAAGUAUCUUGAAUUUAUUGGCAUGCGAGAUAGUG